This is a messenger RNA of Merops nubicus (carmine bee-eater), 2293 nucleotides long. RefSeq names its product laminin, gamma 2 (gene LAMC2). The transcript is spliced from 16 exons. The annotation marks the transcript as partial. Lineage: Eukaryota; Metazoa; Chordata; Aves; Coraciiformes; Meropidae. The record is from RefSeq and is a predicted model, not a curated record. Gene Ontology annotation, molecular function: extracellular matrix structural constituent.
CAUCACUCGAGAUGUUUCUCUCCUCUCCCCAGUCUGCGAGUGCAACGGGAUGUCCAGACAGUGCGUCUUCGACUGGCACCUCCUGAGAGAGACGGGCAACGGGUUCCGCUGCGUCGGCUGCCAGGGCAACACAGAGGGCGCCCGCUGCGAGCGCUGCAAGCCCGGCUUCUUCCGACAGCGGGGCGGGGACUGCUGCCUGCCCUGCCACUGCCACCCCCGCGGCUCCCUCAGCCCGCAGUGUGACAGUGAGGGGCGGUGCAGCUGCAAGCCUGGCGUGAUGGGCAAGAGGUGUGACCAGUGCCAGCCGGGCUUCGAGUCCCUCUCCGAGGUCGGGUGCCGGAGGAGCGGGCGGUUACUGAGCCCGCGGUGCGAGUGCGACCCGGCUGGCAGCACCCAGGGCUGUGUCUCUGGCCACUGCGUCUGCAAGGCGAGCACCACCGGAGAGCGGUGCGAGAGGUGUAAGCAAAACUUCUAUAACUUGGAUGCCAGAAACCCUGCGGGAUGCUCCCCCUGCUUCUGCUACGGGCACUCAGCUGUGUGCGUCAGUGCGGACAACCACAGCAUCUACAACAUAACCUCGACCUUCCAGCAAGGUGCUGAAGGCUGGCGAGGUGUCCAUGCAAGUGGUUCCCCAGCCCAUUUCCAGUGGUCCCCACGCCAUCAGGAUGCCUUCAUAGCAGCGAGGAGAUCGGAGCCAAUAUACUUUGUGGCGCCUGCUAAAUUCCUCGGGAACCAGCAACUGAGCUACGGCCAGACGCUCUCCUUCGAUUACCGCCUGGAUCGAGGGGGCCGCCAGCCAUCUCCUCAUGACGUGGUCCUGGAAGGAGAUGGCCUGAGAGUCACUGCCCCCUUCUUGGCCCAGGGGAAGGUCCUGCCCUGUGGUGUCAGCCAGACGUACACGUUCAGGUUGGAUGAGCACCCAAGCAGCAAGUGGAGCCCGAGGCUGAAUCAUUUUGAAUAUCGCAGGCUGCUGGGAAACCUGACAGCUCUCUGGAUCCGAGCCACCUUUGGGGAGUACAGCACCGGCUACAUCGACAACGUCACCCUGGUGUCGGCGCAGCCCAUGGCCGGAGUCCCUGCCCCCUGGGUGGAACACUGCGAGUGCCCGGUGGGCUACCAGGGCCAGUUCUGCGAGAGGUGUGCCCCUGGCUACCGCAGGGAUGUCCCGGGCACGGGGCCCUUCAGCGUCUGCGUGCUGUGCAAUUGCCAGGGGGGAGGAAUUUGUGAUCCUGACACCGGUGAAUGCUACUCAGGAGAUGAAAAUGUGGGCAACAGUUUCAGCUGCCCCUUUGGCUUCUACCGAGACCCCCGACAACCUCACGACUGCAGAGCCUGUCCCUGCAGCAAUGGCCAAGGCUGCACUGUGGUGCCGGGUGGCGAGGAAGUCAUCUGUGACCAUUGCCCUCCUGGAGCUGCUGGGGCCAACUGCGAGUACUGUGCCGAUGGCUAUUUUGGAGACCCAGCAGCUGCCCGGCCCUGCCAGCCGUGCCAGUGCAACGGCAACGUGGAGCCCAACGCCGUGGGCAACUGCGACCGCCUGACGGGCGAGUGCCUCAAGUGCAUCUACAACACCGCCGGCUUCUACUGCGACCGCUGCAAGGACGGCUUCUUCGGGAACCCCCUGGCCCCCGACCCCGCCGACAAGUGCCGAGCCUGUGCCUGCAACUCGGCUGGCUCUGAGCCUCUGAAGUGUGCGAGUGAUGGGAGCUGCAUCUGCAAGCCUGGCUUCGAGGGUCCAAACUGUGAAGAGAGUGAGUGUCCAGCUUGCUACGACCAGGUGAAAGCCCAGGUGGACCUGUACCUGCAGCAGCUGGCAGAGCUGGAGCUGCUGUUCUCAGACGUGCAAGCUGGCGGUGGGGCCGAAAGCCAGGAGCUGGAGGGAAGGAUGCAGCUGGCCGAGGAGAUGCUGAGGACCAUCCUUGGAGAAGCCCUGAGCUUGCAAGCCUCUGACAGGUCUCUGGAAAGCCGUGUGGCCAGGAUGAAGGGGCAAGGGUCCAGCUCCCAGAGCCUCUUGGAUGAGAUCAAGGCGACGGUGGGGCGGCUGAGGUCUCUUGGGAGCCAGUAUGAGGGGCAGGUGCGGGAGACCCGGAAGCUGCUGGAGAGAGCCAGGCUGGACCUGGAUCACAGCGGAGCUGCUCUGCGCUGGGUGACCAUUCCUGUUUCAAAACUUCCUGGCGGUUCGAAUCAGUUCUUGAUGCUGGCCCAGGAGGCUCUGAGACUGGCCAACAGCCACGCGCAAGCUGCCAGCAGUGUGGACCAAGGCGCGAGGGCGGCAGAGGAGGACGCGCGGCGG